Molecule: messenger RNA, 3483 nt
Organism: Hymenoscyphus albidus
Lineage: Eukaryota; Fungi; Ascomycota; Leotiomycetes; Helotiales; Helotiaceae
Source: the annotation of a GenBank genome assembly
AUGUCUCUCAUCCCAGAGGAAGAUCUAAAGCAGAUUUGGUCUUGGAAUUCCACAUCAACAAGAACCACCUUUACUUGCGUGCAGGAUCUCAUUACCGAAACAGCUCGCAAACAACCCCUUGAGCCAGCAAUAUGUGCUUGGGAUGGAGAUUUAGAUUAUGCACAGCUCCUUUUUACGUCAUCUCAAAUCUCAGAGUACAUGAAUCAGCUGGGGAUUCUGCCUGGAAAGGUGUUGCCUUUAUGGAUGAAGAAAUCGAAGUGGAUGCCAGUGACCACUCUGGGAGUCUUGAAAGCCGGUUAUGGCAUUGCUUUAUUGGACUGGAAUAUACCUCAAGAAAGACUACGUGGAAUCAUUGAAUCAUUGGAUUCUCCCCUGGUUCUGACAACAUCUGAUUCCUAUCCCAGCUUGGUAUCAACCGUUAGGCCACUAUUAGUUGACAAGCUUCGGUUCGAAAAAAAGAGGGACUGCCUGGCCGAACCGGUUAGUACCACACGACUGGAUUCUUCCAAUCAGGCUGGCACUAACACCUUCUCAUCAGCCAGGAGGGAUCAAGUUGCCGCCAUUGUGUUUACAUCUGGCAGCACUGGUUCACCCAAAGGUGUUAUACUAGAUCAGGAAUGCCUCUCAACAACCGCAGUCUAUGGUUCAAAGUUAUUUGAACUAGGCCAAGCCUCUCGUGUGUUUCAAUUUGCUUCAUACUCUUUCGACAUCAGUUUGCAUGAGACUUUGAUGACAUUGGUGGCUGGUGGUUGCCUUUGCAUACCUUCAGAAUCAGAAAGAUUGAACAACACUAUAUCGGCCAUCAACUCUUUUCGGGCCAACUGGUUGUGCAUUACUCCCUCUGCAGCUUUAGCUCUGCUGAAUGAUGCAAUUAUAUCCAUCACUCACAUUGUGUUUACGGGCGAGACAAUCACAGGCCGAAUCUGCAAAUUUCUCGAUACUUACAGAGUUUUCAGCUGGUAUGGCGCCUCUGAAGUCCCCUUGGUUUCAGUACAGAUGUUGACAAAGGACUCUUGGAGAUACUCUCAAAUUGGACCUGGGAAUCCAGGGGUAUGCUGGGUUGUAAAGCCUGACGACCAUGAAAUUCUCUGUGCGAUAGGUGAAAUAGGUGAACUUCUUGUCGAGGGGCCUAUGCAGACUCGAGGAUACUUGAAAUCCCCCGACUUAACCAAGGCUGCAUUGAUCACAGAUCCAGGAUGGUUGACUCAAGGGUGCCCUGAUAUUAUUGGUCGCAGUGGAACACUCUACAAAACGGGUGAUCUCGUCCGAUUGAACUCUGACGGUUCACUGAUGCAUAUAUCUCGAAAAGACACCAUGGUCAAGAUUCGGGGACAGCGUGUUGAACUCGGCGAGAUUGAGCGAGAGAUUUGGAAGAUAUUGGACUCAAGGCUGGAUUUUUCUAGAGAUAGUGGCACACAUAACGUGGAGGUUGCGGUACACACGAUACAAUCAGAGGGCGAUGAAAACCUCACGUUGGUAGCUUUCAUUUUCAUUGGAAAUACUACCAAAGACGAAUCUGAGAGGAUCACAAAGUCGACGCCCAUUAUUUGUGUAGCCGAUCAAUCAUUCAAGGAGUUACGGACCGAAGUUGACAGUAGAAUUCGACAAAUCUUACCAGCUUACAUGGUACCGUCUGUGUACUUCCAGCUUCAGUCGCUUCCUAUGACACCAUCAGGUAAAAUCGAUCGAGGAUUACUACGGAGGCUUACACAAAAUAUCUCCCUUGAAGAUUUAAUGGCAUGCCGGGUAUCUUCUGAGCCUUUAGUCAAGCCAAUCGACGAAACAGAGCAAGCCCUUCUUGGACUUUGGGCAAGUAUCCUUGGGAUUGACAAAAGUUUGAUCAGCACUGAUGCGAGUUUCUCGCAUUAUGGAGGUGAUUCUCUCAAAGCAACAACUCUUGCAAAAGUUCUAAAAAGAGAGUUUGAUUUGUCGACCAAAGUCCCGACGUUGACUCGCAAAGAAACGACUAUCCAGCACCUUGCGAAUCUGGUUAGCGGCAAGGCUGGGGACGAAGAACACGUUGAUAUGGCCACAGAGCUUGAGAAAUGGACGGCAGCUUUAAAAGACUCUUGUUCAGUUCGAUCUUCAACAAAGAUGCCCCUGGUCGCACCACUACAAGUUCUGUUGACCGGAGCAACAGGAUAUCUCGGUACUCAAAUUCUUAACCAGCUCAUCAACACAUGCCACAUUGGCAAUAUUACCGUCAUUGUACGCGGCGAAGGUGUUCAGCGUGCCAAACAACGAAUAGAAAAGAUCGCUCGCAUCUCUGGGUGGUGGACUAACUCGGCAUCUCGGCAUAUUGACACAUGGAUUGGUGAUUUAGCGAAACCUUGUCUGGGACUGAGCGAGGAAAGAUGGUCUCGGAUUUCUCAGUUUGAUAUAAUUAUUCACAACGGAGCAGUCGUCAGCUGGGGUACUGAUUAUCAUUCGCUUGAGGCGGUCAACGUCAAAUCGACAUUUCAGAUACUCCGAACAUGUCUCCAAUCAGAACAUCUUCGACAGCUCAUCUACGUUUCGGGUGGUGUGAAAAGGGAAAAAAACCAGCCGGUGUGGGGACAUAGAAAGAUGCUCAACGAUGCAGAUGGAUACAGCCAGACGAAAUACAUAUCCGAGCAAUUGACACUAGCAGCGGGGCAGCUUUAUCUUGAACGAGCCAGAGCUGACACUCCCCGGAAGCGAUCCAGCGGCCAAAGCCACUCUGACAAGAAUUUUACUGUUAUUAAGCCUGGCUAUAUUAUUGGGGAUAAUCUCACGGGAAUCUCCAAUGUGGACGACUUUUUGUGGAAAGUUGUUGCUGGUGCUGUCCGCAUGCAGUCCUAUCCAUUGGAUCCUCCUGAUUCCUGGCUUGAUUUAGCAGAGGUGACGUACGUAGCGAGCGUCAUCGUUCAUAAGGCCCGGAUAGCUACCUUGAGUCAAUUUUCACCAGGAGUAUCAAAUUCUAGUCCCAAUGGUGAUAGCAAUAAGAGCAACGAUAGCACCAACUCUUACAUGGAGUCUGAUGCUUCAACAUCCACCAAUGCAAACUCUAUCCUCUUUGAAGAUAUAGACCGUGGACUCCCAGUUUCUCGCUUCUGGGCCGCCGUUCAGGCACAGACCUCUAUCGAUCUCAAGCCUAAGGACUGGAGCCUGUGGAUCAAGCUUGCACAUCAAGACAUGGAACUGGAGACGGAAGCCCACCCACUAUGGGGCGUUCAACAAUUUCUAGGUCCUACACUUGGCAGCCCCUCUCCCCAUCCGAGAGAAAGCAAUCAGUACCAACAUGAUCAACAAUCAGUACUCGAGGUCGAAGCUGCAGUUCGACGGUGCGUACAAUAUCUCAUUGACGUGAAUUUCAUCUCAAUCCCGGCCAUCUCUUCACCAACGAGAAAGGGAAAACGACAAAUUAUGGAUGGUAAUACAGAAUGUGAACAGAAUGGUACAGCUCAAGAUCAAGAGAAUCGGCAUCAUCAGGUGAUUGGAAGAUCUAAGUUUAUGCGUACCUGA